Molecule: messenger RNA, 9308 nt
Organism: Drosophila arizonae
Lineage: Eukaryota; Metazoa; Arthropoda; Insecta; Diptera; Drosophilidae
Gene: Megf8
Product: multiple EGF like domains 8
Cellular component (GO): Golgi apparatus
Molecular function (GO): protein binding; calcium ion binding
Source: RefSeq, a predicted model, not a curated record
CUGAGAGAAAAUAUAUUUUUCAGCGGUCGACGAGUUUACUGGUGGACCGACGGCCAUAGUGCCUCAAUUGUGUGCAAUGUAAGAAGUGUGGAAAACAUGCAUCAACACAAUUCCAACCGGAUAAACACAAUACAAACGGAUGUGCCCGUCAUUGUGUUAACGCAAUUAGCAUAAAAUGAGAUUGGGCUGCGAAUGCGAGAGUGUAAUUAAAAUGCGAAGAAUGUACGCGCUGCUGCCAACCUUGACAUUUUGGUUAAUCAGCUUUCAAUUGCCAUCACAAUCGGAUCAGCUACAUAUAACAGCGCCCUGUGAUCGCAGUCGCAAGGUAUUCACCGAGCCCUACGGUGAAAUCAGCGAUGGCCCCUCCGGCUACAAUUAUACGCAGGAUUCGCACUGUGAAUGGCUGAUAAAAGCGAAAAAUGACAGUCAAUUUAUAACAUUAACAUUCCAUAGCAUGGGCACCGAGUGCUCCUAUGAUUAUAUCUAUGUAUACGAUGGCGAUUCCUUCAAUUCAACUCUCUUGGGCAGCUUCAGCGGACGCACACAACCGCAAAAACUAGUCGCACGGAGUGGUAGUAUGCUCAUCCUAAUGUACAGCGACACAAACUACGUGCUGGAUGGAUUUCGUGCUUCCUAUUACAUAUCAAACUGCCUGAAUAACUGCCACAAUCAUGGCAAAUGUGUGGGCCACCAAUGCGUCUGUCAUGGCGAAUGGGUGGGGCCGGAUUGUGAGGAUGAGGCGUGCCCGCAGAAAUGCGGCGAGCAUCAGGGUCGCGGAAAGUGCCAGAAAAGCAUUUGUCAUUGCUCCCCAGGCUACAGUGGACGCUUGUGUGAUCUUAGUGACAAUCCACCAGGCAGCAGCUGGCGUUGGCUGGCCACCGAUGCUGAGGGCAUGACACCGCGUGCUGCACACUCCGCCGUUUAUAUGGAAGACGAGGAUGCACUCUAUGUAUUUGGGGGCUACGAUCUGAACAAUGUCAUUAGCACGUUGCAGAUAUAUCGCUUUAGCACCAGCCAAUGGGAGGACGAAUGGGGCAUACCACUACAGAGUCGCCGUCAUUUUUAUCAUCCACAAAAAAUUGAUCAUACACUGUUGAAAGCUGUGCUGCAGCAUAAGAACGAAGACGAGGCCAAACUGUGGGGCCUGACCAGCGACGUGAGCUUCUUUCGAAAUAUCCUCUACACGCUGGCCGAGUCUAAUUUACAUCAAAGACGCACCCGUUCCUCGCUGCCAUUGACUACAGUUAACGCAAACUCUACGGACGAGGAGUUAACUGAAUAUCUGGAGGAUAUACUGGAAGAGGUGACCGAUCACAAACCACAUGGCCGUUAUGGACAUGCUGCAGAUCGGGUUCCAGGGGGCUUUGUCAUCUAUGGUGGCAAGCAUGCCAACGGCAGCUUCUACAAUGAUCUCUGGCAAUACAAUAAUACGGAAAGUGGCGGCAAGUGGAAGCAAAUGGCUGUCAGAUCUAAGCUACAGCCUCCGGCACUUGCAAGGCAUACUUUAACCACCGCCUUGGACUAUUUGUAUUUGUUUGGCGGCAGUGUGGAAUCAGGUGAAUUCUCCUCCAGCAUUUAUCGGAUACGCUUGCCUCUCAGUGAAGAUUCGCAAUGGCAACUCGUUAAGCCGCGAGGCGGGAAAACCUUGGAUGUGCGUUUGGCUGCUCAUUCGACGGUUUACUAUGGAGCAACUAAUUCGCUAAUUGUAUUUGGUGGCAUUAUGACGAGUUUGGCACGCUUUUCGAAGCUAUCGGAUCGCAUAUUUGCAUUUCAACUGGAUCAGCUGCACUGGACAGAGAUCUUAUAUCCACGGACAGCAUUGAGGGAUACGAAUAUACCAAGGGAGCGAGCAUUUCAUACGGCCACCAUAUCGGGCAAUUAUAUGAUUGUCUUUGGCGGCUAUACGCAUCGUCAUAACAAGGAUGAGAUAUGCUACGACAAUCAAAUGUAUUGGUAUCACUUGAGCUGUCACAUUUGGAUCAAUCAGGUGGUCUCGGCCGAUGAUAGUUUGUACCCGAAGCAUCAGGGCGUUUUUGCCCAUGCCGCUGCACUGCGUCGCAAUCACACGCUGCUGAUUGUGGGCGGCUAUCACGGCAAUGUGAAUGCAGAUCUGUUUGCCUAUGAACUGCCGCAGGUGCUACGUGUGGAGAAUCCACUUUACAAUCACAAUCCGGAGAUGGCGUGUCGUCUGCACGCCUCACAUACUGCAUGUCUAUCAAAUCCGGAAUGCGGCUGGUGCUCGGCGGAUAGCAGCUGCUAUGGACGCACAAUUGGAGCCAACUGCACCACCAAUUUGCAGACGACACGCUGCCCCGGAAUUUGCCCCUCCUUGGGCGAUUGUCAUUCGUGCCUGGUGCACGGUACCCUGUGGGGCCGUGGCAAUGCCGCCGCCUUCUCCGUAGCCAGCAAACUGGGCCUCAACGAGUGCACCUGGUGUGUGCAAAAUGCCCGUUGUCAUUAUCGUGCUGACAACUAUGGCAUGUGCGGCGAUAGCACCGGCUGGUGGGGUGAACAAGGCACCGAAAUUCGAGAACCUGAUAUGUGCACCCGCAAUGAUCGGCGUCCGGGCUUGACUUACAUCAAGUAUAACUAUCCCGUUAACUUCACCAUGCCCGAUUAUGUGGGCAUUGUCAAUGCUACCAUGGUGGACUUUGCCUCGCCGCCGCCCACUGCGUACUUUGAACAGCGGCAGGAGGGUGAAAUGCUGGCACGCCUCCUGGGCUUCGUGCGGCCUCUGCAGCAGUGGAACAACAACAAYAAUUCAGCCAUACAGGUGUGCAGUAGCUACUCGUCAGCUGUGCUGCGUGUGGGUCUGGGCAUGAAUCUCGACAUGCUGGACAAUGUGACCACGCAAAGCUCAAAUCAAUCGUACUGCAGCAAUGUCCAGCUACCCAGCACCGAGCAGCCAUUCCUCAUCGAUUUUCAAGCUCGCCGUCGCAUUGGCCAGAACAACAUCUACAACACCUACCAGAAGACGAAAAUGGAGCUGCAGCAUUUGCAUAAUGGACAGCUGAAUGCAUUUACCUUCGAGUACUUGGAGCCGUACUAUUCCGGCGAUUGCACUCAAUAUAACAACUGUCUGCAUUGCCUGACCGAUGGCUCCUGCUCAUGGUGUCCACUGACCAGCAAAUGUCAUCUGAAGUCAGUCAAUGAGAGCGCCGUCUGUGUGGCCAAUGAUACGGAUCAGGGCACCCAUUGGGCGUACUUGAUCAGUCAGCCCAGUCAGUGUGCCAAUUGCUCCAAUUAUGUGACCUGUCGUGCCUGCGUCUCCACGCCUGGCAAUGGCGAGUGCGAAUGGUGGUUGGAUGAUGCGCGCUGUGGACGCAUUGGCAAAUCGAACAGCAGCGUCCGAUCCAUUGCACAGUGUCCGCGACCGUGUCGCGAGCGUCGCGGCUGCGAUCAGUGUCUAGGCGAGCGUGGACGUUGUGUCUGGUGUGAGGCGAGUGCCCAGUGCUUUAGCUUUGCCGUUUACACCAGCGAAUACCAGUUUGGCAUGUGCCGCGAGUGGAUCGACAAGGUCAGCACGCCGCCCAUGUCGCCGGCAGCUGGACCCUCGUCGGCGUCUGCAACGCCCACAACCACAUUGACUAUGCAUCCGGCACCGCACCGUUCCUUGCAACAGUGCAAAUCCUGUGAGCGUCAUCGCAACUGCACCUCGUGCCUGCGCACGCUGAGCUGCGGCUGGUGCUUCGAUCGGGACAAUCCCAUUGAGGGCAUUUGCAUGCAGGGCGACUUUAGCUACAGCGCAGGCAACUGCUCCCUGGCCCUGAACAGCAGCUCGCAGCACGAUGCCGAGUGGGCCUAUGCUCAGUGCCCGGAUGUGGAUGAGUGUGGGCUGGGCUUACACGACUGCCACAAGGAGGCCAAGUGCACCAACACGCAGGGCAGCUACAAUUGUCAUUGCCGGCGCGGCUAUGUGGGCGACGGACGGUUCAGCUGCGUGCGCACCUGCUACGAGUUCUGCCAGCACGGCUAUUGCUCCGGUCCGCCGGACUACAGCUGUAAGUGUGACCUGGGCUGGACGGGGAGCGAUUGUGGCACUAGCUGCGGCUGCAACAACCACUCCACCUGCCUGGAGCGUGUGGGAAAGUGCGACCAGUGCCAGGCGUGGACCGAGGGUGAGCGCUGCGAGCGUUGUCGCCAAGGCAGCUACGGCAAUGCAACGGCAAAUAUCGGCUGUCAUCCGUGUGAGUGCAAUGGACACGGCAAUCAGGAUUUGGGCAUUUGCAAUGUGAGCCACGGCGAGUGCUUCUGCAAGGACAACACGCAGGGCCUCAAGUGCGAUGUCUGUGCGCCCGGCUACUACGGCGAUCCGCGCGACGGUGGCCAGUGCUACUAUCAAUGCGAAUCGCGUGGCAUACUCACCAACAUAGGACGCAGUGCCAUCGGCUCCUAUCAGUCGUAUCGCUCGCCGUGGGGCGCCAGCCUUGAGGUGCGCGAAUGCCUGUGGAUAUUGCAGCCAAAGACCUUGCAUGCGGAUAAGUCGCUGCUGCAGCUAGAGUUUCAGUGGAACAGCCUGGCCAUGAGCUGUGACGAGAAUGCCGUGUACAUCUAUGAUAGUUUGCCUGACUUGACUGGCGCUGCCCAGCAAAAUCAACUGCUGGCCGUUGUCUGUGAGCCGUACAGUGCGGCACGCAUCAUCGAGGCUCGGUCCAGUCACGUCACCGUCUACUACAAACAGGGCAGCGAACGUCGCAAUUUCGGCUUCAAUGCUUUGUAUUCGGUCAAGAACUGUAUGGCGGGCAGCUGCAUGCAUCCGCAUAUCUGUGACGCGCUGCAGCGUUGCGUCUGCCCCGUUGGCUAUGUGGGUCCACGCUGCGAAAUCGAGAUCUGUCCAAGCAAUUGCCAUGCGAAGCGACUCCAGGGCUAUUGCGAUACCGAGUAUGGACGUUGCAUAUGCAACAACAACAACUAUGCGGGCGCCGAUUGUGGCACGCUGGUGCAGCGUCAUCAUCUGGUUAUGACGGAGCUGUUUAACACACAACUGCUGAGCGAAGGGCUGGAGCACCUGAGAAAGACCAUCCCACGUUUUGGGCACUCGGUGAAUGCGGAUCGCAGGGGAUCGUUGUGGAUGUUUGGUGGCUAUUCGCCGAGUCAUGGACCGCUUAAUGACUUCCGUCAGUUCGAUACAAAGAACGCCACCUGGUUGCAAGUGACAGUCGAGUCGUCCACUCCGGAGGAUCGCAUGCCCCUUGGACGGUAUUUCCAUGCCGCCGAGAUCUUUGUGAAGAAGCAGAAUAUAUACAUCUAUGGCGGCAUCGGCGCCAAUUCACGUUUGCUCUCGGACUUCUGGCUGUUCUCGAUACAGAAUCAACGCUGGGACCAAAUCGAGGCGGAUCCAUCGCAGGGCGAGUCGCCCCCAGCGCUGGCCGGGCACACCUUGACCCACACGCGCUAUCAGGAACACGAAUCGCUGCUCCUGGUGGGUGGCCUGAGUCUGAAUAAAUCUCGCCCACUGGAGUUGUGGGAAUUCAAUCUGGACACUGGUCGUUGGGUGCAACUGGCGGCAAUGGGAGCACGGCUACCGGUGCUAUACGGGCACAGUGCCGUCUAUCAUCAGGAGACGCACAGCCUCUACAUAUUUGGCGGCUAUGCUGGCGAGGCCCAAAGCAAGCUUUAUGCACUCGACCUGAACAAGCUCAGCUGGACGGAAUUGCCGACAUUUAAGGAAUUGAAUUCUCCGACUUCGCUGCUGCCGCGUGCCCGAUAUUUCCACUCGGCCGUCAGCACGGAGCACUAUAUGAUUGUGUAUGGCGGCCGGACGAGUCCAUAUAAUGCCACAGAUCUGCUCAUUGCCUACGUGUAUGCGUGCAACCAGUGGGUGAGGCUGACCGAUGAUGUGGAGCUGAUUGGUCGCCUUCCCGUGGCCAGCUAUGCCGAGGACAUGACCAUCGAUCCGGACAGCGGUGCGAUCUAUGUGAUUGGCGGCUGGGAUGGCAGCGCCACCCAGAGCCAUGUGACGCGCAUCAACAUGCCCGAGGACAUCUGCCAGCUGUGGAGCGGCGGCAAGUCGAUGUGCCGCCACUAUAUGGGCUGCAGCUAUUGCACCAUCCAGAACACCUAUAGCAACAGCUCGCAUUGCUUCACCCAAGGUCGGGCGCCGUGCGCCAACUACAAUGGAACGCUGGUCAUCAACAAUGGGCCGGCGUGCAAUGAUGUUUGGCUGGCGAGUCGCAAUUGCUCGAGCUUUGGCAGCUGCAGCGCUUGCCUGGCCGCCUGGCCCAUCCACCAGGAGCUGAGUCCGGUGUGUCAAUGGUGCGAUGAGUGUGGAAUACGUGGACGUUGUGUGCCCGCCGGCGUCGACUGCGCCCGCAACAGCGUUUGGUGUGAGAAGGAACUCAGUGUGGGAGUGCUCGGCCUCUGUCCGCUGCCCCAGUGCCAUCAGCUGGACUGCGAGACGUGCAUGCUGCAUAGCGAGCAGUGCCACUGGGCACGCAACGACAUGGGCCACGUGGAGUGCAUUGCCCGGGAACUGGUGGAGAAGAAUGCAUAUCACUUGGUGGACCAAUGCCCACCGCCAUGCCACACGCACAGCAAUUGCAGCAGCUGCUUGCAAUCGGCGCCAGAUGCCGUUGCCACGGAUUGCAAAUGGUCGACCAUGUUGAACGCCUGCCUGUCGCCCAGUGCACAGCCGUUGCUGUGCGCUGGCGGCGUAUGUGGCCUGGUCUUGGAGUUCACUGAGCUGGAACGUUGCCCCGAGCCGUGCCAUGUGUACACCCAGUGUUCCACCUGCCUCGAGCAUGCGCAUUGCGGCUGGUGUGCACGGGAGGGCUUCAAUGGCGACGGCAUCUGCACGGAGGGCGCGCUCGAGCAUCGCCAGGAGCAUCCGUCGGGCUCCACGUGUGAUCUAAUCUACAGUAGCUGGCGCAACGACUCACAGCUGACGCAUGCGGACGUGGUUAGCUGGCACUACGUGCAGUGUCCGGCGGAGAACGAGUGCGAGAAUGGACAUCACAAUUGUGAUCCUGUGUCCGAGCAGUGCAUCGAUCUGGAUACACCGACUCCUGGCUACAAGUGCGUCUGUGCCGCCGGCUAUCGCGAGGAGAAGAACAGCUGCCUGCCCGUCUGCAGUCAGGGCUGUGUGCGCGGCAAUUGCAUUCGCCCCGACGAAUGCAAAUGCGACUUUGGCUAUGUGGGCGAGAACUGCAGCAUCCAGUGCCUGUGCAACGGACACUCCAAUUGUGAGUCGAGCAGCCGGCUGGACAUUUGUCUGAAGUGCCACAACAAUACGAUGGGCGAACAGUGCGAGAAGUGCCAGCCGCUGUUUGUGGGCAAUCCGCGGGAGGGUCACGCCUGUCAGCCUUGCCUGGAGUACUGCCACGGCCACUCGGAUGUCUGUGUGGCCUACGAUGCGGAUCCGGCGGUCUUCAAUAUGACACGCUCAGAGCUGGAGCUCAUUCUGCCCGAGGGACCCGCCCACAAUGCCACCUGCUUGCGGUGUGCGAAUCACACGGCUGGCGAUCGCUGCGACAGCUGCCUGCUGGGCUAUUUCCGUGGCAGCGAGGAUCUACGCAAGGAGUGCCGCCCCUGCCAGUGCCAUGGCCACGGCAACAUCUGCGAUGCGGUCACCGGCGAGAAGUGCAAUUGUGCCAACAACACCGAAAGCGAUGCCACCUGCAUCGCUGGCGGCGGCAAGAAUUCGGCCCAGCUCUGCUGGAGCGUUCAGUGCUCCAAGUGUCGCGACUCCUAUGCUGGCAAUCCCACCGAUGGACAUCAGUGCUACAAACAAAUCACGGUCGAGUCGCGCAUGUGCUUCGAUGCCAAGCCCAUAGAGGAAUGCAAAUCGAAACCAGCUGCUCUCAAGCCCGGUCAGACGGUGUUCUUUGUCAUCCAGCCCCGUUUCAUGAACGUGGACAUACGCAUCAUAAUCGAUGUAACUCAAGGAGAAUUGGAUGUGUUUAUGUCGCCGCAGGACGAUUCCUUUAUAGUGGAAACAAAUCAGACAACGGGCUACCACGAGAUCUUUCUGGACAAUCGCUAUAACUGGGGACCCAAGACCGAGCGCCAGCAUCCACUUAACAUUGCCCUGCCGCGCCACGACAAUGUUACGCUGCAGAAGCUCUUCGCGCCUGAGCGACGCACUGGCUCCAACGGCCCAACAAUGGGCGCCAGCAGCAGCAGCAACAACUUCUAUGUACCGCACCUGCACGACUGUCGCAGCCAUGGAGGACACACUUUUGUGGUGCAGGAUCAGUUCGCCAAGGACCUGAGCACGCAUGUGACGUUGAACCAAUGCAAUACGCUGCUCCGUCUGUUCGGAUUAAAGAAUCGCUUGGUGCUGACGCUGCCACAGCAUGCGCACAAUUUGAGCGCCACGCGAUUCUUUAUCGCACUGCGCGCCAGCUCUGGCCCGGAGCCGAGCUACGGAUCUGUGGUGUUCCGCCAAGAUCAGCUGCACAUCGAUCUGUUUGUGUUCUUCUCCGUCUUCUUCUCCUGCUUCUUUCUGUUCCUCGCCCUGUGCGUUAUCGUCUGGAAGGUGAAGCAGGCGGCGGAUUUGCGACGUGCGCGCCGCCAACAUGUUGUCGAAAUGCUGCAUCUGGCGAAGCGUCCAUUCGCCCAGAUCUUCUUGGCUGCGUCCAGCCUAGACAUGGAUAACAGUCCGCCAGCCACGUCGGCGUCGACCACACGUCAAAUGCGCCAACGUGCACGCCAGGCGCUGCUGCUGCAGCAGCAACAGCAUUUACAGAGCGAGACCCAGUUGCACAAUCAACCAACGCCCAGUACCGCACACAGCUCUUCACACAGCCGUACUCACGGCCCCACACACAGCUCUCAUAGCUCUCACAGCUCACACACCCACACCCACAUCCAUGGACAUGGACACUACAGAAGCAGCAGCAGCAGUAGCAGCUCCCGUCCCGUGCAGCCAACGGAAAUCAUGCUGGUGGCCAUUGAGCCGACUUACGAUAAUUUGGCUGCUGUUGGCACCGUCUUUGUCAGCCUGCCCGGGCGCUCGAAGGCUCCGCUCAGCAUUGCCCUGGGCUCCACAUUGAUAUCCUAUCCACGUCAAUAUCCGCUCAAUGCGAGGCACUUCAUGCGCACGCAACGACAUCAUCAGGCUUAAGCAGUGACAACUACAGUGAAUAUGUGUGUAAGUGUUAGUCUAUAUAAAUAUAAACAUCCCCGUCCCUUCCCGAUCUGUACUAGUGAAUUAUAAAUAACCAUUAUAUAUAUAGAUAUAUGUAGCAUACUCGCAUAUACGAUUUAUAUGUGGCAUUCUAUGCAUAGUCUAGGCAAUUUUUUGUACAUAAUACUUGACAUACAUCAAGAUUUAGCCAGAAUGAUGUAUGUCGUCGAACAAAGAAAAC